Ciona intestinalis (vase tunicate) is the source of this 5287-nucleotide messenger RNA. The record is from RefSeq and is a predicted model, not a curated record. Lineage: Eukaryota; Metazoa; Chordata; Ascidiacea; Phlebobranchia; Cionidae.
GUGUUUUUAAGCCAAUGUAAUUCUGUGGAAUAAUGUUGCAAGGGUAAAGGCCUUUAUUGUUAUAAACACUUUACAACAUCAUAUAGUUUAGUGCCGUUCAAUGUGCAUUAAACUUUGGUCAUGUAGGUCAUUGUACACUGACUGUGUGUUGAAGGUUGCAUACAAUAUUUUGGUCUGACAAAAAUGGCUGGCAAAGAGCUCCUUGUAUACAUUCUGUGUGCUGUUUUUGUUGUAUGUAUUUAACUGUAUUGAUUUAAAAUGUGGGCAUUGUGGUAUUAAUACAUGUGUAGUACAUGAAUAUUGGUAUAGGGAAUUUGUAUAUUAACCACAAUGUGUGUGUGUGUGGUUUAUGUUGGUAACAAUGUAUGUUAAGUAGGUCACAAAACGCAAAUAGGAUUAUGUGAAAUAUGGAAUGCAUGGAAACUGCUGUGUGGGUUUCUAAUUACACCUAAAACUGCUGUAUAGGGCAUUAAAACGCGCGUUGUUUAGAGAUAGUUAAUUGGCUGACACCUUAUUAAUCAACCUUGCGCCUGUGUUAAGAUAACCACAACGAAGCCAGGAAGUCGCUGGUCACACACGCACCCGGGAAACUAGUGUUUCCUUGUAUACACAAUCAACUUUUUCGUGGCGCAAUUUAAACCUGGAUGCGGCGCGACUCUCCCGCUUUUUUCUGCCGCCACAAGUCACGUGACAGAACCUUUCUCCUUAGGUGUAGACGAGAUUACGUCACGCUGUCGCCAGAUGCGACGCGCUAGUCACAUGAUAGUUACAUCGCUUUUUUCGCGGCAGGCAGCGCUUAUAAACAACAGAUGCACAACGCCAGAUUGCCAGUAUAAAGGAGGACACAGCGCGUUCUAAAUAACGUAUGCACCUGUUCCUUUAUAUUCAAACCACAGCAGCGGGAUUCCAAGUAACUGUUCCUUUGUUCCAAGCCGCAAUACAAAUAUUGUUCGUUGUAUGUAAAUGCUAUGUUAACAUUCUGUUAGGUGAAUAGCAACUUAAAGCAAACAAGUUGGGUUACUGGAAUUCUAUAACCUUACAGACAUAAGGUUACAAACCAGUGGUUCCAUACAUUCAGUAGACAUACCGAAUAUAGUAAUAAAGGUGUGGUAUGCAAGUUAGGUUAAUUACAAACCAAAUAAGGAAUCAGUAAUAAAUAAUAGAACCAGACAACACACCACACCUAACACUAGCUUUUAUGCUGAGUACAAGGACUUUGAUCUAAAAUUGACAUGGGAGUAACAAAACGUACCGAUGAAGAAUCUUAACAAAACUUGAGUUCAGAAACCACUGCCAUAAUUGUUUAGUGCAACUAACUGGGGUAGUGGGUCAACUGUGGAGUAAAUUCUAUUUCCCUAUGGUACCACCAUUACACAAUGGUGGUCAACUAAUCUAUAAACACAUUGUGUUAAACUUAAUGUUCUUUAUUUACAGUGUUAGGAAUUAUAGUUGGACCUUGUGGUCUAAAUACAUAAUUCUGGCGGAAACUAAUCGUAUCACCUCUACAAGAUAACAUUGGGUGGCCGUUAUGUCUGUUGUAAACACAACCAUGUCUACAACGGUAGGCAGUACAGUGCCCCCUAGUGACACUGGAGCCCCCGAAAAGCCGAAUCAGCCUCGGCGGGGGCGUGUCACAAACCAACUACAAUACCUUCGUAAAGUAGUUAUGACAUCACUAUGGAAACAUCACUUUGCGUGGCCUUUCCAUGUGCCCGUGGAUCCUGUAAAACUGGGAUUGCCGGACUACUUUGAUAUCAUUAAACACCCAAUGGACAUGGCCUUGAUUAAAAAGAAGUUGGAAACGAACCAAUAUUAUUCAGCCAAGGAAUGUUUGCAGGACUUCAACCUUAUGUUUAGCAAUUGUUAUAUUUAUAACAAGCCAACCGAUGACGUUGUCCUUAUGGCUCAAACUUUAGAGAAAAACUUCCUCCAAAAAAUUCGUGAUAUGCCGGCUGAGGAAUUUGAAGUCCAACCCACCACCAAGGGCAAAGGAAAACGUGGUAGAGCUGCUAGGGGGGCAGGUGCUACACUUACUAGAAAGCAAACACAAGAUGCUUUGCCACAAGUAGCAAAAGUUGGCCUUCCUGAAGAAGCUCACUCUGUCACUUCAACCAAUGAUGUCAUCACCCCGACACACCCCCCACACACCCCUCACCUAGUUCACACCCAACACCCCAUCCACCAACCCCACCCAGCCUUCAAAAGCGAACCACAAACCACUAUCCCGCCUCAAGCAAUGCCUGCCUCAUUACAAGCUACUAAUUCCCACCAAGCCCACCUGCCUUCUAAGGCUAAGAAAGGUGUGAAGAGAAAAGCGGACACGACCACCCCUGUAAUCACCACUGUGGCUGGUAAGAACAUGACUACUGCAUCUCCCGAGCAUGAUACAUCACAUGAUAACGAGGAGUCUUCCCAUGGGAUGGAGGAUAUUGAUCCCACGGAGACGACAACGAGAGUCCCCGGUCGCAUUCAGUCCCUGGGGAGGAGGGAAAGCUCGGGGCGGACGAUCCGACCACCAAGAUCGAGGGACCUUGACUCUGAGGAAGGGGUGGGUGACGAACUCCAUAACAAACGCCCUAAGAUGGUGAAACUAACCGAGCAAAUGAAAUAUUGUAAUAACCUUCUCAAAGAUUUCUUUUCAAAGAAACACGCGAGCUUUUCAUGGCCGUUCUACAAGUCUGUAGAUGCCGAUCUAUUAGGACUCCAUGAUUAUUAUGAUAUGAUCAAGAAUCCCAUGGACCUCGGGACUAUGAGGAAAAAGAUGGAAAGCAGGGAAUAUCGCACCCCGGAUGAGUUUGCGUACGACAUGCGACUUAUCGUAACCAACUGUUACAAAUACAACCCCCCAGAUCAUGAUGUGGUUGCCAUGGCUAAGAAGUUAUCGGAUGUUUUUGAAAUGAAAUUUGCGAAAAUGCCCGACGAACCCAGAUCGGACUUUGACCCCGAAGUUUCUCGGAAUGUUAAAGAUGUUCCCGAUAAAUCUAAGAAAGAGAAACGGAGACGGAAACAUAAACAUUUGUCACCCACGGAAGAUUCAUCGUCGGAAUCAGAGUCGUCGUCCUCCUCUGAUGAAGAUGAGGAAAGAUCGGAGAAGUUGGCAUCACUCCAGGAGCAGUUAAAGCAAGUCCACCAUCACCUAUCGCAACUAACGGAGCAACAACAACGAUUGCUGGGUGACAACAAACCUAAGAAAAAAAAGAAGAAAAAAGAUAAAAAUCGAUCCAAAAAUAAGGAUGAAGAUGCAAAACUAAAGAAAAAGACCAAACCCCCCAAACCUGAGCGCAAACCACCCUCCCCCCCGGUAACUACGAGCACCCCAGCGCCCCCCGCCGCUGCUAAACCAACCGCUACUAAACCCAAGACCGAGGGAACCAAGAAAGGAAGGAAGGGGAAAGCUACCAAGAAGGGCCAGCCUGAUGUUUAUCAUUAUCAAAGUGAGGAAUCCGACAAUGAGAACCUUGAGCAAGCUAAACCAAUGACUUACGAUGAGAAACGACAGCUAUCGUUGGAUAUAAAUAAAUUACCAGGGGAUAAACUUGGAAGAGUGGUCCAUAUUAUACAGACAAGGGAGCCAUCUUUAAAAGAUUCCAACCCGGAUGAAAUUGAAAUUGAUUUCGAAACCUUGAAACCGUCCACCCUUCGUGAAUUGGAGAAAUACGUGAUGACAUGUUUGAGGAAGAAACCUCGCAAACCUUACACCAAGAAACAACCAGCCACAAAGGAACAGAUGAUGCAAAAGAAGAAAGAGGAAUUAAAGAAGAGGUUGGAAGAUGUUAGUGAUAAACUAGGGAUGCCAAAGAAACCAAAGAAAGCAAAAGCCGGUGUUGAAGCUUCGUCCCGUUUGUCGGCUAGUUCGAGCAGUUCUUCCGAAUCCGAUGACUCGUCGUCCUCGAGUUCCAGUGGCUCAUCAGAUUCAGAAUCAGAAAUACGGAAACCGAAGCCAGUUGAACCAACCAACCCCGCACCUCAGCCCCGCGUUCCCCCCCAACCCCCCAUCCAUCAACCACAACUAAACCAACCAACAAACGUUGUUCCGAUCCCACAAAAGCCCCACAACCAACCCCCAACGAACAUCAUACCCCGCCCACCCGUUGUUAACCCUCCACCCCCACCAAGUGGUAGCGUGAUCGCACAGCAAGACCCGGGGUCUUCAUUAUUACAUCACAGACCAAAUGUUCAAGUUCAACCAAUAGUGCCACCCAGUGUUCACACGUCCGAGACACAAAUAAUCAACACAAGCUCAACAGCGCUCCGUGUGGAAGAUAAUCAAACCACCCUCGUUAAAAAGAAUGAAAUAAAAAUGAAGAAUCGAAGCUCGUGGAGUAGUCUUGCCCAAACCUGGGGUUCUAAGGGGGUUUCCCAACCUGGGGUAAUGACCCCUAACCAGCCCCAGUUGUCGCGACCCACCAACGCAGCCGAGAGUUUCGAAACAUUCCGCAAGCAAGCCGAGGAACGAAAGCAAAUGUUGGCUUUGUAUAAACAACAAGAGGAACAGAAGAGAUUGGACAAGAUUCAAUCAGAAGCUCAACUUAAACAAGAACAAGACAAACAAAGAGAACAAAAAGAAGCAAUGGAAGCUGCAAGGAGGCAAUCUUCGAAUGGGGGCGUGACUGGGGGUGUGACUGGGGGCGUGGCAGCCGACCAUGAGGAGAUGAGAAAGCAAAACCAGAUCGCCCGAAUGCGAGAACAGCAAAGACAACGACGGAAGGAGAUGGCGGGGCAGAUUGAUAUGAACCAACAGUCGGAUAUUAUGAAGAGUUUCGAAGAGAAUAAUCUCUGAUUGUGCAAUACUGUGACAUCAUAAUGUGUGGUUGUGAUGUCAUAUACAGUGUAUGACAUCAUAAAUGAUUUGGUUGUGACAUCAUUGUCGCUAGAUGGAGGGUUGUGUGUGACAUCACAAGUAGAUGUGACAUCACAAUAGGGUUUCUUCAUAUAGCGCCGUUUAGUGGCCGAACUCAAUGCUGCCACACGUGGACAGGAUUUGCAAUUCUCCGAAAAAAGCUGCGUUUUCAUUUUUUCUAAUUUCUUUCGUUGGCUCGCACGAAUCUGUAAUGUACAGUUUCAACCAUUAGGUGAAUUUCACACUUUGUAUAUAAGACCCCCCCCCCCCUUGCUUAAUUAGACACAAUUUAUUUACAACACAAGCCACUAACCCAUUGUAACUAAGUUGAUGAUGUGUUUUCAACAGUUUUUGUUUCGCAAAAAUUUUUUCGUUGAAAUUUCCCUCGAACAGAUGCGUGAGAUUCUGCUUUCAAUAAAAAGCCAAAUUAAAUUUUUCAACUUCUAA